AUGGACACAGUAGGAGCUAGCGCACCUGGUGGGUAUGGCAUGCCGCUGCCGCAAGAAUCACCAGACAACGAUCCCGAAAGUGAGAAUCCCCUUAAGCAGAAUUCCUUUUCAAGUCAAGGUCCAUCGAUUUGCAUUAAAUCCCUUUUGCUUAGGAUCCAUUGUAUUGUAGGAAUGCCUUCUGCCAUGGCGCAGCUUAACCCCUCGGAAGGGUACUUUGAGCUUGUGAUUCAGCCCAAGUGCAAGUACUACGUGGAGGGUCACAGAUUAAUGUCUCGUGAGCUUGCCAAGCAUGCCAUUCAAAUUUUUCCUUCCUCUAUUAGUUUGUGUCGUGAUCGGUAUGUCGUAGAUUUCGAUAACUUAUCCAAUAUUAACGAUAUUAGUGCAGCAGGUGUGAGCGAUAUGGGGGAAAAUAGCGUUGUUUUUUUCGAAUGCAGUAACUCCCAUACUGGCAAUAAAGAAUCUCUCGGAGAGAGUUGCUCCUGUGAUGAGACUAGCCACCGGUCUGGUUCACGGUGGGCUGAAUCAAAGGAAAUACGGAAUGAAAUCUUGCUUGAGUUUCCCACACGCGAUGAUCUCAAAGUAAUUAUAGACGUAUGCAUUGGUGUGCGCCAGGUUUACAGUCGUUUCUUCUCGUCCCGAUGGCUUACGCCAAGUGUGGGAGGUGAGAUGAGCAAUACCGAUCUCUUCUCGAUGUUCUUAGUAUCUGACGGUGAGGUGGCACGGCACAAGAUUGUCCACCGUUCCGUAGGUCUCCAAGUUGGACACCUCUCCUGCACGGUCUCCUUGCCUCACGUUCAGAGGGAUUUAACACAACUUCCGGGCAGUGAGCAACUCAUUGCCAGCGCUGCGCGGAGACUGGAGCAUGAUGCACAUAUGCUCAACAUACUUUACCCUAGCAGGUCCGGACGCGUGCUUGCGCAUCAGGCGACUGCCGCGCUCUUUUCGCAGCAUCUCUUGCGUGGUGAAUCUGAGCUAUCUAUCUAUAAGAAUCUGCUUCAUCAGUUCUCACCGAAUUUCUAUUUGUCACGCGUUCAGGAGCUGGUUCGUGCAUACCCGCCCACGCAGCACACUGCCAAAUGGGUGCGCAAUGCGACUGUAGAGAGUCUCCUGAAGGAGUGUAAGGGUCGUGAAGAGGAAUUGAUACGAAUCCUAUGCUUAGAGCUUGGGCCUGACAAAAGCAGCGUCAGUCCACGAAUGCGAUAUAGAGUGUUUUUGUUGAGUACGAAACUCUCUGAAUCGGACGUAUGGAAGCAUACCCGUGCUAAGUGGGGGAAACAAUACGAGAAUGAUAUUUUGGAUUUUGAGCCCGAUGCGUCCAUGGCCGAGCUGGAGCGGCAUUACGGAGUAAAAGAGCUUUUGCCAACUCAAUACAACUUUUCAAAGGUGUGGUACCGUACCGAUGAGAGGAUUUACUUUAGAGAUGUUCUACGUUUUCCGAAUAAUAGAUCAGAAGGGCGGUAUCGAAAUCAAGUGCUCGCCUCCCGAAGUCAGCGUGUGCCACUGCAAAUGACCCCCAACGAGCGCCCAUUGCAGCCCUUGGAUCCGCACAGUCGCUGCACCACGGAGAUCGAAAUACUUCUUGACAAAUACAAGCCUGAAUUUUUGCAAAUUAUUCCAUCUAUUGCGGAGGCUAUGAACGCUGUAGUGCGUGGGAACGAGUAUCUGUCAAGCUGCAUUUCCCAAAAAACCCACAAGCAUGAGUGGGGUUACGCUGAGGCAAAUGACGAUGAGAUUUAUGGUGCUUUUUCAGUUUUUAAUUCUAGCGGCCGCUGCGAGCCUUAUACCGCCUUUUUAAGCCAUAUUUCCGAGUUUACAUACAUUUCACCAAGUGUUUUGCUUGCUGUCGUGAUUUUUCUUGACCGCCUGUGCAUGCGGUAUCAAAAACUAAUCAUCUCGCGUCAUAAUAUUGAGAAGCUCUUUAUUUCGACCUUGCGUGUGGCUAGCAAGGUUCUGGAUUUGCGUAGUCUCAACAAUCGCAACUUCGCUCAGGCCUGCUCCUUGUCUACGAAGGAGAUGAACACCUUGGAGGAGUGUAUGCUGAAGCUCAUGAAUAUAGACUUUUUUAUUUCGGCGGAGGAGUUGUAUAGUUACGCCCACUUGCUAGACCCACCGCUUCGGCGCACUGUCGUCCCACCGCCACUGGAUAUCAACCUACCCGUGCUUGCGCACUCAAGCUCUAGCACCAACACCGCCAGCCCCAUACGCGGCAAGCCGGAGCGUCAGAAAGUCCAAUCUCUCCCCGUACCACCCCCAGUUUCCUGUCAUAAUCAAGCAAAGCCUCGCUCACGCUGCUCGAAUCUUUCUAAUGGGCAUGAUCAAUCCCCCCAACGAACUGUCCACCAUACAGGUGCUGGCAACUGUCUAACGGCUUUACCGGGGCCACAAGUCCAAACACACGUCUACCACCAAUUAGGUGUCCAUUCGACCGGAUCGUGA
Messenger RNA from Phytomonas sp. EM1, 2436 nucleotides. NCBI's taxonomy places the organism in Eukaryota, Euglenozoa, Kinetoplastea, Trypanosomatida, Trypanosomatidae. The record is from the annotation of a GenBank genome assembly.